This is a messenger RNA of Mugil cephalus (flathead mullet), 4835 nucleotides long. RefSeq names its product patatin-like phospholipase domain containing 8 (gene pnpla8). The record is from RefSeq and is a predicted model, not a curated record. Gene Ontology annotation, biological process: arachidonate metabolic process. The transcript has 10 exons. Gene Ontology annotation, cellular component: membrane. NCBI's taxonomy places the organism in Eukaryota, Metazoa, Chordata, Actinopteri, Mugiliformes, Mugilidae. Bases 1346 to 3595 code for a protein of 749 amino acids.
UAUAUAUAUAUAUACACACACACCAUUAUACGAAUAAGUAUAACUGGGUGCAAAGGAUGCCACUAAUAAUGGUUAUCUUUUAAAAAGCUCUCUUCAAUAACACAUUUCUCUUUUUCUUUUAUUUCCACUUCACUUGGUCCUGUUCUGUGCACAUUAGUAAUUAAUUCUACCUUGUUAUUACAGAAAAAUGUGGUUCAGCUUUCUAAAGAUACUGUCCACGGGCAUGCAAAGGUACCAUAUGACACCAUCUGUGCCUUGUGUGUGUUUCUUUUGGCACGACGUGAACCAGGUUCUUUUGAGAAGGCCCCUGCACAUGUAUUAACCUCAUAUGACUGGAUGUGACAAUGGCAGAGAAAUUAAUAUAAUUACCAGUGGACACCUCAGGCUGCAGCCACGUAACAGCUCAGCUCUCCAAGCACCGCAGGGCCAUUAAAAUCAGGCCCACGCAAGUUAUGUUAUAAGGGCUUUUAUUCUUUGUGUCUUUAAAGCUGCAACAGAACAAGUUUUGCACAUGUCUCCCUGUGGCCUUUAAUGACAAUAUGAGUGGCUGAGAUAGCCUACAAUUUAAUUAAGAAAAAAGGAGAGAGAACCGGUUAACUGAAUUGCAGUGAGUAUUUAUACAAAUCCUGUAUGAAUGCAUUUAUUUCAAAUAAGCAUUUUAAUGGGCGGUAAUGAUUUCACAAACUAGUAGGAGCAAUUAAACAGACUGACAAUGAUCUUGACAGUGUAAAUGUUUUGGAUGAGAGGCACAAGUGGUCACAGGAAUCAUCACAAUUUGUGGAUUAAAUGUUGCUCUCCAUGGUGCUGAAAUCACUAUCUCACAUAGACUGAAGUGUAAAUGAUAGAAGAUUAUGAAACAUAUCUACUAAAUGUGGGGCAGAUACAUGUUUAUGAUAGUAUAAACUGCCCUUGAUUGGAUUUAGACGGUUGUUUUAAACGCCAGAUGUACUUUUAUUUCAAUAAAAUUGUCGCUCGUGUUCCGAGGAUGGGAUGGUUUAGUGACAUCUAGUAGCAGUGAUGAAGUAUUGCAGCCUACGUCCUCGACCGGCAAGUGCGUCACUUCCGCUCCUUUUCCUGUUUAUUUUUUCCCCCCGCAAGCCUCCAUGUAUGUAGUUAUUGUACCAGAUCUACAUUGAAUGAAAUGUUUUAGUAACUCUGCCUAUUUCGUGAGGACGGAGUGGAACAAGCUGAAAAACUGCACAACUGAACUGAAGCGGCGGCAACUUGUGGCGGGAAGCCUGCAAGAAUGCUGCAUUAUUUCACACAAGCACUGAAGUCCCGUCGAUUUCACUGAUACCGUUAGUUCUCCGCUGCUGCUGCUCCUCCCAGUGAAACCAGCAGACGCAUGUCGCGGUUCAGGACCACACUUGACAGUGUCACCAAGGCAGUGGGCAGCACAGAUCUCAUCUCCAAGUUCUCCCGUUUCAAGCCUGGCAGUGCCUCGGCUGACGGCACCCAUGCGCCAAAAGCUCUUUCCAAAGAGGCGCUUAACAACACAUCUACCGCCGCGUCGCCCGAAGCCACGAUGAAAGAAGAAGAAGAAGGUGAGAAGAACGAACCAGCGAAGGAAGAGACGGAUAAAAAGCUAUUACACCAAGUUGCAGAAAAACCUUUUGUUGCCACGAAGAAGUCCACCACCCCUUUAGCGGCCGCACCAGCCUCUUCCUCCACUGUGACUAAGCAGACAAUGCAGCUGUUCCACCCAGCAGCUCUGUCCACCAAUAUGGACGAGACCUCCAAAAGUCUGGCCCACCACAUAAACAGCUACUUUGGUACCAGCCAUCAACAGGGAGAAGACGGAGAAAACAGGCUGCAGCAACGCAGAGAGGAGGAGGAUUCAGUUUCUGAACACUUCCCUCACACUGCCUCGUUAAAAACAGGGGACCACAAUCCUGUCCUGGCCCCCGUGUCAGACGUCAAGAGUAUUAAAGCACCGUCUACCUCCCCUGCAUUUUCCUCUCCAUCAGAAAAUGCCAGUCCUGUGGUAGAAGUUUCCACUUCUCGAACCCCUGCGUCUGUGGACGCACCUCAGUCCACCCCUGCACCUACUACCUCCUCCAAAAAAGGCUUCACCCACUACCUGUCCUACCCUCGGCCCAGUGUUCAGGCGUUUGUUGGCAGCUACAUUGCGCCUCUCGUGCCCAGAUUUAGAGGCGAUGCCAAAAGGAUUGCAGCUGAAAAGGAUAAUUCUGCAGCCGCCGCUGUGGUUGAGUCCACUGUGGACAAGGCAGGAGAGAAGGUGGACAGUGAAGAGAAGGAAGAUGAGAAAGUGAAGCAGCAGCUGAUAUCUCAAAGGGAGAAGAUAAUAGCCAGGGUGAGCGUGGACAACAGGACCAGAGCUCUGGUGAAAGGCCUGCAGAGAGUCACUGAUGUCAAACUCCUCACGACUCGUGUGGAGGAGCUCAGCUUUCAUCUAGUGGAGUUCCCCGAGACUCGAGGUGUGGCCAUCAAGGAAAGCGUGCUGUCCUGCCUGCUGCGAUUGCGCCAGGCCAGAGACCUUCCUCUUCAGGCUGCUGUGAGGGAAGCGCUGGCCUUGGUCGGAUACACCGAUCCAGUCAAAGGCAGAGGAAUAAGGAUCCUGGCGAUAGAUGGAGGGGGAACAAGGGGACUGCUUGCUCUGCAGACUCUCUAUAAAUUGCAGGACCUGACUGGGAAACGAGUCCACCAGCUGUUUGACUACAUCUGUGGAGUCAGCACAGGUGCCAUCCUGGCCUUCAUGCUGGGGAUUUUUAAGAUCCCCCUAGAAGAGUGUGAGGAGAUGUACAGGAAGCUCGGUGCAGAUGUGUUUAAACAGAAUGUCAUCGUUGGGACUAUGAAGAUGAGCUGGAGUCAUGCUUUCUAUGACAGUGAAGUCUGGGAAAAUAUCCUCAAAGAACGAAUGGGAGAGGGCCGUAUGAUUGAGAGUGCCAGGGAUCCACACUGCCCUAAAGUGUCAGCUGUGAGCACCAUUGUGAACAGAGGUUUGCCUCUGAAGGCCUAUGUGUUCAGGAACUACAGGCUCAUGCCAGGAGUGAGAUCCCACUACCUUGGAGACUGCAAACACAAGAUGUGGCAGGCUAUCAGGGCCUCGUCUGCCGCCCCGGGCUACUUUCAGGAAUUUGUUCUGGGAAAGGACCUCCAUCAGGAUGGAGGACUCUUAAUCAACAACCCCACAGCUCUGGCCAUUCAUGAGUGUAAGAGUCUGUGGCCAAACACACCUCUGCAGUGUGUGUUGUCUCUGGGCACCGGCCGCUACGAGACGGCGGGCACCAACAGCACGUCCUACACGAGCUUGAAGACCAAACUCUCCCACGUCAUCAGCAGUGCCACAGAUACAGAGGAGGUGCACACCAUGCUGGACGCCCUCCUCCCGCCGGACACGUACUUCCGCUUCAACCCCUACAUGAGCGAGGACAUCCCGUUGAACGAGAGCCGCUUAGAGAAGCUGAACUUCCUCAAGAGCGAGGGGGAGCGCUACCUGGAGCGCAACGACGCCAAGCUGAGGAAGGCGGCGAGCGUGCUCAGCCAGGAGAAGGGCAGCAUCCAGAGACUGGCCGAGUGGGCUAAGCUCAAGGCCGACAUGUACGAGGGCCUCCCCUUCAUCUCCAAGCUGUAGUCGUAAGCCUGGCGGCAGUGUAACCGCUGAGUUUUUAAAGGUAAGGAGAAAAAAAAAAAGAUUAGGGUGCAUUUUUAAUCAUAUAGGAAAGACAGUGUUUACAUGAUUUGAGCCUAACACUAAAUUCAUCAGACACAACUCAGUGUGAAAUGACCUUUGACGUGAGUGGCUGUGUUUACAUGGACGCUGGCAUUCCACUAAAACCUCCACUAAAAUAUAUAUAUUAGCACCUGUUAAACUAAUUCCAAUCGUUUGUCUUUGGUUGGAAUAAAUAAAAUUUUUCUGUGAAUGUGAUCAGCAGGUGACAAAAAACAAAAAUUUAUCUCAGUCAUCUUUAUAUUUCUGGGAUACAUAAUGAUCCACAGCACCUCUCUAAUCAUGUCAAAAAAAAAGCUUCAUUCUGAUAAUGUUUUGGGACAUGGAAACAGUUGUAAUCCGUUUAAAUCAGGACGACAACAUUUUGUCCAUGUAAACGUGGCCAUUUAUUCCAAUGUGUCCAGUGUCAAUGAUCAUUACGCAAUAGUAUAGUUUAAAAGGGAUACAUAGUUUUUUUUAAAUUUGCUAAAAAUGUCGGGUGACCGACUUUUAGAACGCAGAUGGAAAUGUGCAACACAUUCACAGUUUAAUAACUGUAUAAAGAAUUAAUGCCAACAUGGUAGUGGCUGUUUAGUAAAGAAAUGACUGUUAUAAGUUUGCAUUAACACUAACUUGAAUACAUUAAGAUGUAAUUAAUACAUGAUUGCACAGUGGGAACAGAAACAUGACUGCCUAUUCAUAACACUGUACAGAGAGAAUACAAAAAAAACUCAUGCACUUUGUAAGAUAUAACUCUUACCCUCUCUGUCUGGUAAAAUGUAAAUAAUGUUUGAAGGAAUUACUUUGAGUGCUCUUGCUAGAAUUGUAGAGUAUGACAAAGGAGAUACUACAGAUGCAGUCACUUUAAAAUCUGUUGUUACUUACAUGAAAGUAUUAGAAGUGAUUGUUGUAAUCCUCUAAGCAUGUGUGUUGUACCCGCAACAAAGUGUGGCCCAUUACAUUAUAUGAAAUCUUUGCCUUCAAAUCUGGUUAAGCCUGAAUUCCUCAACAUUGACAAUUGCCGUAAACUUUAUUAAUGGAUCAAACUUUCUACAACUUGAGCAUCCUUAUUCUUCCCUUCCAUUUCACAUAUUCCAUUCCUUAGUGGAACAAAAAAAGAUAUGAAAUAUCAUGAGAUAAUAAAACUUGGUCGUCAAAACCUUGA